AUGUCUGCCCCCGCCCACAAGUUCAAGGUCGCCGACCUUUCCCUCGCCGCCUUCGGCCGCAAGGAGAUCGAGCUCGCUGAGAACGAGAUGCCCGGUCUUAUGGCUACUCGCAAGAAGUAUGCCGCUGACCAGCCCCUCAAGGGCGCCCGCAUUGCUGGCUGCCUUCACAUGACCAUCCAGACUGCCGUCCUCAUCGAGACCCUCACUGCUCUCGGUGCUGAGGUCACCUGGUCUUCCUGCAACAUCUUCUCCACCCAGGACCACGCCGCCGCUGCCAUCGCCGCUGCCGGUGUCCCCGUCUUCGCCUGGAAGGGUGAGACCGAGGAGGAGUACCAGUGGUGCUUGGAGCAGCAGCUCAUUGCCUUCAAGGACAACAAGAAGCUCAACCUCAUCCUCGACGACGGUGGUGACCUCACCCACCUCGUCCACACCAAGUACCCCGAGAUGCUCGAGGACUGCUUCGGUGUCUCUGAGGAGACCACCACCGGUGUCCACCACCUGUACCGCAUGCUCAAGGAGGGCAAGCUCCUUGUCCCCGCCAUCAACGUCAACGACUCCGUCACCAAGUCCAAGUUCGACAACCUCUACGGCUGCCGUGAGUCCCUCGUCGACGGUAUCAAGCGCGCCACCGAUGUUAUGAUUGCUGGCAAGAUCGCUGUCGUCGCCGGUUUCGGUGAUGUCGGCAAGGGCUGCGCCAUGGCCCUCUCCGGCAUGGGUGCCCGCGUCAUUGUCACUGAGGUCGACCCCAUCAACGCCCUCCAGGCUGCCAUGGCCGGCUACCAGGUCACCACCAUGGAGAAGGCUGCUCCUCUUGGUCAGAUCUUCGUCACCACCACCGGCUGCCGUGACAUUCUCGUCGGCAAGCACUUCGAGGUCAUGCCCAACGACGCCAUUGUCUGCAACAUUGGUCACUUCGAUGUCGAGAUCGACGUCGCGUGGCUCAAGGCCAACGCUGCUUCCGUCCAGAACAUCAAGCCCCAGGUUGACCGCUUCCUCAUGAAGAACGGCCGCCACAUCAUCCUCCUUGCUGAGGGUCGUCUUGUCAACCUUGGCUGCGCCACUGGCCACUCCUCUUUCGUCAUGUCCUGCUCCUUCACCAACCAGGUCCUUGCUCAGAUCAUGCUUUACAAGGCCAACGACGAGGCUUUCUCCAACAAGUACGUCGAGUUCGGCAAGUCCGGCAAGCUCGAGAAGAAGGUCUACGUUCUUCCCAAGAUCCUCGACGAGGAGGUUGCUCGUCUCCACCUCGACCACUGCAACGUCGAGCUUACCCAGCUCUCUGACGUCCAGGCUGAGUACCUCGGCCUCGCCACUGAGGGUCCCUACAAGAGCGACCACUACCGCUACUAA
Molecule: messenger RNA, 1350 nt
Organism: Neurospora hispaniola
Lineage: Eukaryota; Fungi; Ascomycota; Sordariomycetes; Sordariales; Sordariaceae
Product: adenosylhomocysteinase
Exons: 2
Coding region: 1-1350 (449 amino acids)
Biological process (GO): L-methionine cycle
Cellular component (GO): cytosol
Molecular function (GO): adenosylhomocysteinase activity
Source: RefSeq, a predicted model, not a curated record